AUGUCCCUCACCGACAUCGACCCCGACGAGGUGUUCUUCACCUUCUCCCGCCUCCGGCCCCAGUUCUCCUGCGGCCGGCGCGUCCGCGACACCCUCGACGCCGCCCUGCGCGGCUCCCUCGUCCCCGCGGACCUGCCCCCCAUCAGCGUCCUGCGCGACCCGGCCACCGGCCACCUCUUCAGCCUCAACAACCGCCGCCUCUACGUCUUCAAGGCGCUGCGCGCCGCCGGCCGCCUCGAGACGGUGCCCGCGCGCGUCAAGCCCGUCCCGCAGACGAAGCGUAUGCGUGACAAGUAUGCCGCGGACAAGUGCGCCAAGACGGCGCGCCUGAUGGGGGAGCGCGAGGCCGAGGCCGUGGAUGGCGAGGCGGAGGGUGUGAAUGGUGAUGAGGAGGAGGGGGGUGGUGAGGCGGCGGAGGGGGCGAAGGAGGAGGGUUCGUCUUCGGUGACGCCGAGGAAGUCGUCAAAGCCGCCGAAGCCUGUCCGCAACAUGGACGACUGGACGGACGAGGAGGACAUUGGAAAGAAGAAAAAGGGAACAAGGGGUAAAAAGGGCCGGUAG
Cordyceps fumosorosea ARSEF 2679 is the source of this 561-nucleotide messenger RNA. RefSeq lists its product as hypothetical. Bases 1 to 561 code for a protein of 186 amino acids. The transcript has a single exon. The record is from RefSeq and is a predicted model, not a curated record. NCBI's taxonomy places the organism in Eukaryota, Fungi, Ascomycota, Sordariomycetes, Hypocreales, Cordycipitaceae.